CCAGGCCUGGCGGCGCUGAUGGUGGGCUGUGAGUCUGGAAAUCUGGGCGCCAUGUCUCGUGUCCAGCUGCUCCUUCUGGACCGACCAGACCCAGAAACCCUGCCGGGUCACCUUGAUGAGGAAGACUUAAUGUGCCCGCUGGAGGACUGGAUGCAGGACGUACCAGGAUCGACUUCAGCAGGUGCUUCCAGGCCCCCAUCUGCCAGCUCCGUCUCUGAAAGAUGUGACUCCAUGAGGAAAGUGGACGAAAGCAAAUCAGAACACUCUGGUGGAAGCUGUGGAUCACCUGCAUCGUGGACCUCAGACGGGAGACCAUCAUUGUUCAGGAAAGGUGUUGGAGGACCCGCUGAGUCCAAUUGUCCAGCAAGGACAGAAGAAGACGUGGAGUCCUCAGAUGGAGGGAGGAGUCUCGAACACAUGAUUGAAGCGAAGGAACGGAUGAUGGCGGAGAGGAAAAGAAAGGCGUUGAACAUACUUUCUAAACUGCAAAACCUGACCGCGUGUCAGCCUGGGACCGAUCAAGACUGCUCCAACUUUGAGGAUUUUGACGUUUUGGCAAAAUACUGCAUUUUCAGUCAGGAGAAGCUGGAAGAGUACAAACAAGCUUUUGUCAAAGAGGACAGUGAUGGAGAUGGUUACAUCUCCUGCCUGCAGGUUCUGCUCGCUUUGAAAAGCAUUAUUCCUUCAGGACUGUUGUCUGAAGAACAAGAGAUCUAUGUCUACAGGAUCCUGGAAAUGGUGGACUUCAGGGUGACAGAUGGACUUGUGGACUUGAGGCUUUUCGCUGUUAUUGCCAGCUUGGCACAGAAAAUAGCCGCCAUAGAUGAGUUUAUGCAGUCACUAAUCAGCAGCAUGGACUUCCGCUCUCUGGAAGUGAUGGCUCUUCAAAGCCAAGCAGCUCUUCCUGUUCCUCCUGGAGGAGCACUGGGGACUGGGGAGCUCAGCGGGGCUUUAUCAGUGCAGAGCAGCUGCUGCUGGAGGUGAAAGCUGGAGGGAUCCGCCUGGAGCCCGAGGCGGCCGUCGGACUGGAACUCCGGCACGUCCCGGCUCUGGACCUGCUGGACUAUCUGGCCUACCUGCCGCUCUUCAUGCUCAUUCACAAAUCCGUCAUCACAAACCCCCUGGAGGACUCCAGUAACCUUUGACCUCACUGUGGUGACAGCACUGUGGCCUGAUGGGAAGUGGAAAUAUGUGAGUGGAUUCAUUGACAUAAAUGUGUCAUGUGACACAUUUCAGAGCGUAUUUCAAAACUGUGAGAUCGACACGGCCCCAUUUUUAUUUUAUUCUCUUUCUCCUCCAUCACCACAGUGUCAAAUUAAUGAGUUCAAGCUUCAAAUCACACACACAUAAUAAUAAUAAUCAAUUAAAUUAACCUACUAUUAGAAAUAUUAUUUUUAAAAAUGGCUUUAUAAUCAUUGUUUAGUUUAAUCGCUGUGUGAAAGUGUUGACACAGUGCCUGGAAGCAGUAUUCACACCUGUGGACUUUUACACAUCCAUCCAUCCAUCCAUCCAUUUUCUUCCGCUUUAUCCGGAGUCG
Thalassophryne amazonica is the source of this 1537-nucleotide messenger RNA. RefSeq lists its product as uncharacterized. The record is from RefSeq and is a predicted model, not a curated record. NCBI's taxonomy places the organism in Eukaryota, Metazoa, Chordata, Actinopteri, Batrachoidiformes, Batrachoididae. Bases 19 to 984 code for a protein of 321 amino acids. Gene Ontology annotation, molecular function: calcium ion binding. The transcript has 9 exons.